AUGGAAGGAUAUAAGAGCUGUAGAGUUAUUAUUGGGAAUGAAGCAAGAGUGAUUCCGGAAGAAGAGAGAGCAAUUCCGGAGCUCACACAUGAGUGGAAGGCUUAUGUUAAGGCGCCGCCUGAGAUAGUAAAAAAGGUUGAAUUUAAGCUCCAUGAAUCUUUUAGUAAUAGGCUGGUGAGUAAAGAACACCCAUUUGAAGUUGUAGAGAGAGGAUGGGGUGAGUUUAGCAUCCAAAUGAAGAUUCUUUUAUUCAACGGGGAGAAAAUAACAACUAGCCACUUCUUACAGCUCCAUGGGGACUCAGAUGUAAUCAUAAACGAAAGAAUUGAUGAGAUUGUAUUUAAAGGGAAUGGGAGUGAAAGCAUAGCCUUGGAAGAAGAAGAAGAGGCGGAAUAUGAAAGAAUUGAGGCAGGAUUAGUGAGUAUGUUAGAGAAGUUCAAAGAAAUUAAUGAGUAG
Molecule: messenger RNA, 456 nt
Organism: Encephalitozoon romaleae SJ-2008
Lineage: Eukaryota; Fungi; Microsporidia; Unikaryonidae
Product: transcription initiation factor IIF auxiliary subunit
Exons: 1
Coding region: 1-456 (151 amino acids)
Biological process (GO): regulation of transcription by RNA polymerase II; chromatin remodeling
Cellular component (GO): NuA4 histone acetyltransferase complex
Molecular function (GO): histone binding
Source: RefSeq, a predicted model, not a curated record